GAAAUGAUUCUAGGCAUUCCGUCUGUCGUGUGACCGCGUAUAAGUCAUGACCGCGAAUUUCCUGGGUAACCUGCGGUGUUUAGUAAAUAAUUCAACAACGACCUUUACGAGCGCGCACAGUACGGCAAAAGCGGUGGUUGGAAGUGCUCGUUAUCGUGUUCCAGAUAUUCGCAAUAAAUUUCGCAGCGGAGGUAUCGAUCGUGCCAUGAAUCACAUAGCUCGGACAGGACGAACGUUGCCGACCAAUUCCAGAUUCGACCCGAAACCGGAUCCCCGUACGCCGACUUGCGAGAGACUCAUCCCCGGUCGAUCUUGCAAUCAAUCUCCAACGACGACCCUUUGCGGAUCAUGGAAGUCUAAGAUGCUCGCAGAGGUGAUGGAAUGCAAGGACGCGAUAAAGAGCAAAGCCUCGAGGUGGGGGUCGAAACUGUUCGCAGGUUCGAGGUUGACGACUCCAGUGUCCAGUAUUCCGGAUAUCGUCACGUUCAGCGUGAUCGCGAAGGAAGAAGUCUUGAUAGGGUUCUCCCCGCGCGACACGUCGGAAACGCAGAAGAAGAACACGCUUGCGAAGCCUAGAGACGAGUCUAAUCCGACGAACGGCUUGGUCAAUCGGUUCCUGGACAAACACUCGACGAACGGGACACCGAGGCUGUUCCUGGAGCAUGAGAAGAGCGAGCUUCCGGAGGAAGGUGUGACCGAAUCGGCAGUCAAGAGGAAGAUCUCGGUGCACCCACUGCUUCUCCGCUACUCGGAGGACACCGACGAGUUCGAUUGGUUCAACGACACGGACGACAGUUUCUCCAGCAAGCUUUGGGACUCCCCGGAAUGCUCGAACGUGUCCGAUAUCGUGUUCGAUGAUCCGCAGAACAACUCCACGUUCCGCAAAUCGCUUUACGAGUCGAAGAAAAGCGAGUUCUCGGCCGUUCGUCUAGACUCCGGCUGGGAAAGUAAUUUCUCGAUAUAGAUCUGUUCUACUGUUACUCUAUUCUAGGUACUAGUUACGUAUCGAUCGUUUUUGUUUGUUUUACUGUGCGGUCGGGAGUAGCCGAGGCGAAUGAAGCUCUCUUUAUGCUGCUUGAUUCACUCUUUCAUAUGAUACCGAGCCACCGUAGGGCGUUUCAAUAGUUUCAUUUGCUCAAAUGCCGGAGAGUAUUGGAAAACUUGGACGAACACCGUUGAAACUGCACCCCGCUUUUGAUACUCUUGAAAAUAAAUAUAUUGUAUUAUAUUUGUGAGUGAAUGGCUGUAACGUGUAUGGAGGUAAUUAUGGAAAAGAUUACCUUGGUUGGAAUAGCUAGUAUUAAGAGGAAAGUAGAUUGUAAAAAGUGUCCAACAUAAUCGUGAACAAAUAGAUCUAACGAAAAUUGAACUGUUUAAAUUAAUAUCACCCUACGCGCGGAUCUAGAUCCAAUUCAAAUCGAAUCCUUGAUAGAGUAGCAGUUCUCAUUAAAUAAAGCGUUAUCGCUCCAUGCUAAUCGAGAAUAUUUUUUUCUCUUUGAACGCGAUUCCACCGGCGGAAAAUAAAUAAAAAUAUUUUGGAAAGUAUGUCAAAGUGUCAGUGGGACAACGGCCGCGUUUGAAACUAAAGAUCUAGAAUCCUCCUGGUAGUAAAAAGUAUACAGCAAGUAUUGGCUACUGCUGGGAUUAAUUGCAGUGCAAAAGAUCUGGGAUAUUUAAAAUAUAAAAUAGAAAUGUUAGUAAAAUCUAAUAAGGAUACGAGUUGCUUGAUGUACAGCGAUACUCUGCGAGAAAUAAACCUAUUUUC
This is a messenger RNA of Nomia melanderi (Alkali bee), 1765 nucleotides long. RefSeq lists its product as uncharacterized. Lineage: Eukaryota; Metazoa; Arthropoda; Insecta; Hymenoptera; Halictidae. The record is from RefSeq and is a predicted model, not a curated record.